AUGAAAUUUCGACAUGGCGGAUAAUUUUUGAUGUAGAUGCGAAGCCGGAUGCGUGUUUAUUAAUUUUACUUUCAUAUAUUGUCAGUUUUAUCAAAUAUAAUGGCGCGAAAUAAGUCUCCCUCGGUUAUUUCGGAUAAGGAUAAGGAUAAAAAGAAACCCAAGGAAAAGAAGAAGAAAGAAUCUGGUUCCAGUAGUAGUGAUAGUAGUGGCAGCUCGUCAGAUAGUAGUUCAUCUAGAUCGUCGUCGCGGUCUUCAUCCAGCAGUUCAGAAAGCUCGUCUCGCUCGUCAUCCAGCUCCAGUUCGUCCAGCAGUAGUAGCAGUACCAAUGAUAGGUCCAGGCCAAAGAAGAAAGUAUCACCUCGCAAAAGUCCAACGAAAGACAGACGUGAACCCAACAGAGACAAAACAAAAGAUAAAUCACCCUUGGACAAGAAGAAAGUCGCAACACCAUCUUCAGCGGAUAAAUCUAAAGCCAGAGAUAAACAUGAAAGAUCACCAGCUCGCAAGAAGCGCGAACGUUCACCACCCCCCCGGCCUACACGCAUCCACAUUGGCCGUUUGACCCUGAAUGUCACUCGUGAUCACAUACAGGAAAUCUUCUCUACAUACGGCACUGUGAAAACUGUAGAGUUCCCUAUGGACCGACUACAUCCUCACAACGGAAGAGGCUAUGCGUAUGUGGAAUUCACCAAUCCGGAUGAAGCAGAAAAUGCCAUGAAGCAUAUGGAUGGAGGCCAGAUCGACGGGCAGGAGAUCACGGCGGCGCCGGUGCUGGUGCCGUCGCGGCCCCGCCGGCCCUCGCCGCGCCCGCCGCCGCCGCGACACGCGCCGAUGCGACGCCACUCGCCGCCCAGGUACCGGCGCCGCUCACCGCCACGUCGCCGCUCGCCGCCGCGCCGGCGCCGCACGCGCUCGCGCUCGCCCCGCGCUGCGCCGCGCCGCCGCCGCUCCAGGUCCUCCUCCUCCUCCUCACGAUAGACACGCACGCCACCCAUACAUACAUACAUACACACUACUCACACAAACAUCAUACAUUCAAUUACACCAUAUCCACUCAUAUAACAUACAUACACACAUGCAAACAGAUCACACACAUAUGAGUGUGCUGUGUAGGGGAGACUAGUCUCAUACGCAAUAAUAUGCUCUAUAGGAUAAAGGAGAUAUAGCUAGGUUGUAUAGUGUAAGAGACUUGUCUGUACAUACUCAGGUUAUUUUAAUUGAUAAAAAAGGCCAGAGGCGAGAGAAACUAUGUAUUUACUUGAUGACAACCUUUAUUCAGUCUUGAUAAUGACACAUGUGACAUGCUGACAUGGAAUUGAACACCAACACAAAAAAUAUUAACCAGUAUUUAAGGAAAGCACCUAAUCCUAAUACUCUAAAGCCUAAAUUUUAUGCAUAUUAUACAAUGAUAUAGGAGUGAUAUUUUACACCUCCCUAUAUAAUACAGAGCACAUUCCAGUCUCCUCAAAGGUGAGUAUAAAUGUGUAAAAGUUCAUUCUUUUACGACAGUGGCCAGGUAAGUAUAAAUGUUAAUACAAUAAGGAAAAAACUGUAUUUAAAAAUUAUCUUUUCUUGAAAAAGCUUGCAAAACGGAAACUGACAACGUGAGUGUUCGGUGAAAAUGAACUAGAUAUAAAUUGACUAUAGUGCAAAGUGCUCUUGUAUUGUCAUAAAUGGUAAUUGUAAUGAAUGGACUAAAACUUUGUUAAUAAAUGGUCAAAAUAAA
Molecule: messenger RNA, 1726 nt
Organism: Zerene cesonia (dogface butterfly)
Lineage: Eukaryota; Metazoa; Arthropoda; Insecta; Lepidoptera; Pieridae
Product: RNA-binding protein with serine-rich domain 1-A-like
Exons: 7
Coding region: 100-978 (292 amino acids)
Biological process (GO): mRNA splicing, via spliceosome
Cellular component (GO): ASAP complex; cytoplasm; nucleoplasm
Molecular function (GO): RNA binding
Source: RefSeq, a predicted model, not a curated record